UCGAACACCGAACCGUGCGGACGUAUCCGCGUACCGCGUAGAUACACAUCCCAUAGAUACAAGAUACAAUUUCCCUAGCUCGUAGGUGGUGUGUAUUGCAGCAGAAGCGGAGGUUUUCUCUGCUGCGCCGAGCCCUCUGCCGCUGCCCAUUGAUUCCCAAUCCCGUCCGUGUGAGAGCGACGCAUUGAAUUUUAUUGAAAAUUCAAUAAAACAAAGAACAGUGAAAAUCGGUCCGAGGUACGCUAUUCAAAUUACAUCCAGCGAGUUCAAGGCUUUUCCCUUGGAAAACGAAGAACGAAAACUGCAUACAUUUUGGUGUACGAUAUACCUUGAAAAUCGAUGUGAGUGUGUGAAGCGUGAAUCGAAGUGUAUCUGCGAGGGUCCGAGCCCCGCUUGACUCAAUUUAAUUGAUAUUAAAAUAUAGAAAAAGUGCAAGAAAUACAACAUUGUCUAGCUGGGUGAAAAGUAUCUAAACCCCAAUUAUUCGGCAAACGCUCGGUUUAAUUCGAUUGAGGAGCCGAGAGGGGCGAUGCGAGGCUGGGAGUGGAGAGCGACAGACGUAAUCUAAGAGUGCAAACGGUGGUGGAGCUGCUCCCCCAACGACAACAACUACAACAACAAUGCUGAGAAAGCAUCAGAAGCAGAAGUGACUUUGGCUCGGCUCGGCUGUCUCUCAGAGUUUGGCUCUUGCGCAGAAAGCUGCGAACUCUGCGAAUUCGCCACUUCGCCGCCAGCAGUGAGCAGGGAGCUGUGAGCUGUGAGCAGUGAGCAGUGACUGUCUGUUUGGAAACACCUUGCUCCAAUAUUUCCCACCACCCACCACCCCCCGACGCCGACAACGACACCGACACCGACCGAUUAUUGCCCGAUUUUGCGAUUGCGAGUGGCACAAACGGCGAACGGCGAGCAGAUUCAGUCUCAGUUUCGGUUCGUGCGCGUUCUGCUGCCCUGCAGCGGAAAAUUCGAAAAGCCAUCCCAAGAACCUAUGGAGCACCACCAGCACUAGCUCCCAAGAAGCUUCCACAAAGGAAAAAAAAAAAAGAAAAAUAGUGGGCAACAAAGUUUCGAAAUUUUCCAAUGCUGGUAGCUGAAUUUUUAUUUAAAACAACAAGAACUAAAACAAGAAGAACGGGAAUAACCAGGAGUCGACGAAGAAGAAGAACCCUAGUAGCAACUUCAACAUUGUCGCUGUGACACCGACGCCAGCGUUAGCGUCAGCGCCAGCGUUGCUGCAGCGUCGCAGCAUCAUCAGCCAGCUAUGAACUACAACUACAACUACAAAAACAACUGGAGCUCCAGCAGCAGCAACAACAACAACGAAAGCAUAGAACAGGACACGCAGCAACAAAUGCAGGCAGCCGUCAGGACAACGGGCUCUAGCGCCAGCGCCAGCACCAGCACCAGGACCAGCUUCAGCCACACGUCCACAACCAAGACGAGGGCAGGAACAACGUCGUUAAUCUAUUUACCGCCUUUCUGCUAUCCAUGUAAGCAUGUGCCUGCGGCCAGCACUACAAGGAGCAGGAGUCGGAGCAAAAGCAGAAGUCAGGAGGAGAGCUAUAGAGGAGCAGGAAGCAGCUGUUGUUCUCGGCCUGGCUGGGAACACAAAAAUUAUGAUAAACAUGCUUCAGCGGCGACGUUGACACCAGCAACAUCAGCUGCAGUCGCCAAUUCAGGACCUGCAACGGCCACAAUGUCCUCCUCUUCGCGCUCCUCCUCCUCCUCCACUAUGGACGCCUCCGUGUUGGCCUCCAGGGCUGGUGAAUUCCUGCAGCCGGGUAUUCAGUUACCCGUGGCCGCAGCGGGGCAUGCCUGCACCGAUCUCCGGCAGACGUCGCAAUUAGUUAUGCCCAGUGUUGCAGAAGCGGGUGGCGGCGUCUUGGAAUGCGGCAAGCGAUGCUGGCGACGUGAGCGAAUGCGGCGAGGCGAACGACCAAGUCAUGCGUCUGCGGCUUCGCUGGCCCAGGUAAAUCCAAUCAGCACUUUCGCAGCAACAAUAGAGGUGGCAGCAACAACAGCAGCAUCAAGAACAACCGCGCACAACUCGCUAACAACGACAACGACAACUACAGAUACAAAUACAAACAUAACUACAACGGCAAGGGGCACCACUGGCGCAGUCCUGCCGCAAGAUGAGAACAAGGAGUAUGAUGAAUGUAGGUGCUUUAACUAUAACGGUGAUAUUAGUCCGGAGCGACUUUCCGGCAUUACGUGGCUGAUGUUCUUGUGGCAGCAUCUGCUGCUGCUUCUACCGGGCAACAGCAACAGCAAUGGCAACGGCAACGGAAACAACUCCCACUUCGCAAGGAAAACGGCAAGGAGCAACAGCAGCAUGACGUCGACAAAAAGUUGGCUGGGACCGUUGCUAAUGCUCCUGCUGGCCACGUCCGUCAGCGGCUGGGGUCGGCAAGAUGCGCCCACAAAUUGCACGUUUCCGGCCCGAUGGGAGGGCUCCUGGUUCCUGUCCGGCUAUCAGCAAUCCAUACACAUCAAAGGCUCCCAGUUCAGCUAUCGAGGCAGGUGUGCUGCCUCCGAUGGUAACAAAUAUCUGAUUGUCGACGAGAAAGGAUGUCAUCGUUGCCUGGUUAUCUAUGAGAAGCAUAAAAAUGUGCUCCAAUAUAAAGAAAGUGAGUGCGAAGGUGAUAGUAUGUAUAUGCAUCAGUCGAACCCAUCUGCACUGGCGAUGCGUAGCUCUAAUAAACAAAGUGAUCAUAGGGGGGGAGCUCAUCCCAAUACGAACGGGCAUUCAAGACUAUCUUCAUCGGAUCAGUACAUAAUGAGAUCCAAUGACGAUAUGAAUGAUUGUCCCCCAGACUUUUGCAAGGGCCGUGAGACUUUACAGAACCUCUGCGACCAAAUUCCGGGCGAUGCCCUGCUCUACUCGCUUUUCCGGGAGAGCGCCGAGCCGGUCAAGUGUCCGCUCAAGGGCCCCUUCAUCUUUACGUACAAUCGAGGCCACGGGGAGUGCAAGUCGCCGGUGUCCAACAUUGAGAGCUGCACCGAGGAGAGCCGCCUCCUGUUGAGCUUCCAGGCCUGUCCCGAUGUCCAGGGCACCGAGAGUACGGUGGAGGAGCUGACGUGCCUGGCGACCUGGAAGGAUGGCAACUCACGCUAUUUGGUGGGCCUGGUCUCGCACCAUCACGCCAUUUCGAACGAGGAGCGCUACCGCUGUUUUGUCUACGAGAAAAUCUCCUCCCUGAUGGGCGGUCCCAGUAUGCUCAGCUCCAAGGAUGCCGAAUAUAAGCUGGCCCAAUCCGGCGACGCCACUUGCAAUGGCUUAGACAGUGCCGAGGUCGGCUCCCGUAUUAUGUCGCUGCGAAAACCGCCCGUGGCCGAGCGCUGCGACUUUCCGGCCUGGUUCAAGGGUCCGCGUCACUGGCAUGCCCUCAUGGGCAAUGCCGUCUACAAUUAUCAUUCCAACGACGGAUCCGUGCACAUUAUUAAGCCCAACGGCUAUAUGGAGACACGUGCGCUCUGCGAGCAGAUAAAUAAACAGACCUCAACCGAAAUGAUGGCCGUGGUGCACUACACAACCGGGUGCCAAUCGGGAUUCAUGUGCAUGAUGUUCUACCGCCGGGACACGUUCGUCAUCGAGAUUCAGACGGGCAAGCCGGCCAUUCGCCUGGAGGAUGCUUGUGCACCGGAUCACUUUGACAUCAACAAAAUGGCCUACAUCACCUUGUUAGCCAGCAAUCCGGAUUUGGCAAUUUGUCCCAUGGAGGGCAUCUACACUUUGCGAGGCGCCAUCGGGCCGCCGUAUCUGGCGACGCGCCACAAGCGCAAUCACAAUGGGAAAUCGCAUCUGGGCCACGGACACCAUCAUCAUGAGAGCGCCGACUCCGGUGGUUUCGGUCAUAGGGGGCACAGUUCGCUGAGUUUUCGGAAUUUGGAGCGCAGUGAGCGCGGUUCAUGGCAUGGCAAUACCCGAGGACUUCAGGUCCGCAAUCGCCGCAACGCACCCAAGGAUCCGCAGGUAUUGGAGCAUCAUCAUCAGCAACAGCAGCAGCAGCAGCAGGCUUUGGUCCUUCAGAAGGUCAACAGCAGCGACACUAGUGUGGGAUUUGUGGCCACUCGGAAUCGCCGGGAUGUGCCCGCCUGUGUGCCCAAUUACAAUGCUCAGCGCCAGCUUUGGGUGGGCUGUACGGCGGAAAAUCUGAUCGAUGUCAGUCCAGUGUGCAGCGUAGAGGGCGAAGAGGAGUACUCCUGUCAUGGGUCUUGGAGCGAAAACAGCACCUUCUACAUCAUCGCCCGGCACAAGGGCAGCAAGCACGGGGUCUGUCUGACCUACAAGCCGACGGAGGGCACUGCAGCCAAGCUGGUUGUGGGGGAUGCCUGUUACCGUGGAACCCAGAAGCCACCCGAUCAUCACCUCGUUGCCGAACUGUCAGUUUUGGGAAAAUGCGGCGAAACUGGCUUCAGUUCCGGUUCGACUCAUCUGGCCAACUGGCUGCUUUUGAUGGCGAUGACUACUUGGCUAAUCCUGCGAAGCUGAAAUAAAAACUCCCCAUAGGCAAAUAAGCAUGACUGGCCAAAGCGCAGCGUAUACAUCACUAAUUCCCCGAUACCAAUACCAAAUCCAAAUCCCAUUACGAUCGACAUGUAUACAUCAACCAUCUAAGACUUAUUGUAUAUUUCGUGUAGUAUGUUUAAGGCGAAAACGAACCAAUUCGCACUGGUUUGGCUGUAUAUAAUGUAUUGUUUUUUCUUUAUUAAUGAUACACACUUUUGUUUAGUUCUAAGGGCUUUAAAUAAACACAAUUUCGAUGGAUUAAGACAAAGCACAGACACGGAAUAUGGAAAACGGUUUGCAAUACAGCCUUAGAUCAGCGCUAUUUGUAUUUAGGCCUAUUUGACUAGAAACUAUUUAUGCAAAUAUGCAUCAAAAGCUAUUUAUUUAUAGUGCGAUUACAUAUUAAGCAGAGAAACAAGAACAAAACCAAGCAGAGAAAAGACAUCAGUACUAUACGAAUACAAGCUAAAAGCUUUUUCGUUUUGUUUGUUUUUUAAAAUCAUCUUGUAGUGUGUUUAAUGGCAUGUAUUUUGUAUAUCAUUUCCAAAAUGUUUCCUACACAAAGUACAUAUUAUAAGGACACAGGACGAAGAGGGCAUUUUAAACUACAUAUAUACAAAUACUGUAAACGAAAUGUAUUUGGAAAAAAGUCUGUUUUCGCGAUGUCUUCAAAAUGUACAAAACGAGCAAGUUAUGCUAUUGCGAUUACAUUCAAAACAGCAAAUAUAUGGCAUACAUAUACAAUAUAUUUUUAUGUACAAAAAAAGGCAAAAUCGUACAUACAUUCAAUACAUACGAGUAUAUAUAAUGGAUAACGUUUUGCAUAGGAUCGCAUUGGUUUCAUAAUACAUAAUUAAUACCUUGCAAAGUACGCAUAUAUUGUAUGAUUCAUUAUUAAUAGUUAUACAUAUACUGGCAACCAUACAACAUACAACAUACCUAGGAUUGUAAGCAAAAAAAACGUGAGGAAUUCGAGCAAAUUUGAUAAGUAGAACCACACCACUUUCAUAAUCAAUCAACUAACUUCGUAAGAUGCAGAAAAUUAAAAUGAAAUUAACGAGAGGGAAAGAAUUAAUAAGAAUACAUCUCACAACUCAACCAAACGAAUGAAUGACAUACGGUGUCGGAUCAGGAGCUAAGGAUGCUAAAAUAAUUAGUGUGUUUAAGACAAUUAAGCGGUGAUAUAGGUCUAGAAAUAAACAACUGUGUAAGUCUCUUAUGAUAGCACAACAGCAACAGCGACAAAAACAGCAGUUGCUGAAUUAUAGCAGGGUGUGAAUGAGAAUGAGGAAAUAAUGAUGAUCAAGUGUAUCCAAAGGAUUUCAAAAACUAGCAUUUUUCUCUCAUAGUAGUUGAACACAAAGAAGCAAGCAAGUAAGAAAGCAGUUUUGCCCGAAAAAUUCCAAAAUCUUAAUAUCGUUUGUCGAGUAUUGAACCGAUAUACCGAUUUACCCAUUAAUCAGUAGCCGAUUAUGAGAGCGAGAUAUGGUACCCCUUCAAGGCAACUAGUCAAAAUUAUGAUGCGUAACUCUGAGUUCCAUGUAAAUAGCGAAUGUGAAAGCGAAUUGAGCAACAGUACGCGGCGUCUGUAUACAUAUGUAACUAAUUGCUAGUUAGCUAAAGGAUGAAAGGAUUGUGGCAGGAGAAACGAAACGAUGACUUGGUGGGUAGGAUGCGAACGUGCGUACACAGAACAUAAGGGUUACUUUCUAAGUACUAUGUAUACAUUCAGCAAACACUUAUAAAUAUACGAAUUAUAAACGGCAGACACAUCCAAUAGGAAUACACUAGGAAAACGGGCACAGGACCCAUGAAUCCCCGAAACCGGAACCGGAAACGGCAUCGGCCAUGGCAGAAGCUCUCCGUUAAGUGUGGCCAGACAAAUCAGUAAUCUUGAUGUACAAAAUGUACAAUGAUGUAGAGCCGCGUUGUGGAUAGUCGUGCAGAAAAUAACUUGAACAUUUUUUUGAGUGUACCUCUCUCUACAUAAGCAUUUCCAUUUGUUGUCAGCUUUUAAAACGUAAAUAUGAGCAUAUUUAAUAAUAACGAAAGCAUUUUAAAAAACAAGAAAAAAAAACCGAAAGCCACAUAAAUCAAACAAAAAUUAUCGUAUAAUACUUCAAGCCAACCGGGAAAGUUUUCAGUCCCAAUCUCCUGCCUCCAUCAGCCAGCACUGAAAUUCCGUAUGGCUACCGCUUAGCUGGUUUAUUUUGCAAUUGUUAAACUGAGACACUUUACUGACCUCCUCCCUCCACUUCCACUUAAGUUUUAAUUUCUGAAUAACUCAACUCCAUCCUCAAAAACCACAUCCAACUCCAGCCUUAGUUGUCUUCUUGUGUCAUUGUGAAAAUCUUAGCGUGUUAUUGAUGUUCCAAACGGUCUCCACAAAUGUAUUCGAAUGUUUCUAAAAAAUGCUAAAAACAAAAAAAAAAUAAUUUAACAAUAAAAAAGAUAACUAUAUAAUAAAAAAAGGAAAACGAAAACAUAAUAAAUCCAAACCGAACAUAAAUGUGCAAACAUAUUUUUGUAAAUAGACGAAGCAACGCUUGAAUUUUUAUCCAAUUUUUGUGUAUGGCCAAUUGCAGUCGACCGACUUUUGAGCGGUGGGCAGUGGGCGGCCGAGCUCAGCUUGUGGGCGUGGCUGCCUUGCCAGAGUGUGAACGCUAAGCAUUAGAGAUAAGUGACUUUUAUAUUCAAAGCGAUUUUAUAAAUCAUUUUAAUUGUCUAUUUUAAAAUGUGCAGCAAGCUGAAAAAAAUAUGCCGUCAGUUUAGUUUAUGUGUGUGAAGAAAAAUGUAUGCAAUUUUCGUCAAUAAUUGAAUGUUUCAAAUACUAUGUUCUAACCUUGUUUGGAUUUGUUUUUUAAGCUAAUAUAAAUACAAAUACAAACUAAUUAAAAAUA
Messenger RNA from Drosophila bipectinata, 7410 nucleotides. NCBI's taxonomy places the organism in Eukaryota, Metazoa, Arthropoda, Insecta, Diptera, Drosophilidae. The record is from RefSeq and is a predicted model, not a curated record.